Molecule: messenger RNA, 573 nt
Organism: Tripterygium wilfordii
Lineage: Eukaryota; Viridiplantae; Streptophyta; Magnoliopsida; Celastrales; Celastraceae
Product: protein FAR1-RELATED SEQUENCE 5-like
Exons: 1
Coding region: 1-573 (190 amino acids)
Source: RefSeq, a predicted model, not a curated record
AUGCUUGGGUCACAUAGAGAGCUCACUACGGCACAUGCAUUAGCCGUUGAAUUGGUUUCUGAUUCAGGGCUUACUCCUAAAGCAACACACAAAUUAUUGAGCAAGGAAGAUGGUGAUAGGGGUAAGCUUGGGUGUGUUAUUGAAGAUCAGAAAUCAUACUUAAGAUCUAGGAGAAAAAGAGAUAUGGGUCAUGGGGAGCUUGGCAGUAUUUUCACAUAUUUUGAGAGGCAAAACAUGAGUGAUCUUAAGUUUUAUUAUGCUCUACAACUUGAUAGUGCUAACCAAGUCACUAAUAUAUUUUGGGCCAAUGCAAAAAUGGUUGAUGAUUAUGUUGCUUUUGGUGAUAUGUUAGCUUUUGGUGCCACUUUUGGCACUAAUGAAGGGAUGAUGCCCUUAGGUAUGUUUAUUGGAUAUAACCAUCAUAGACAAAUAGUGAUUUUUAGGGCUGCACUUUUAUAUGAUAAGACUAUUGAAUCUUUCAAGUGGCUUUUUAACACUUCUAUGAAUGCACAUGGUGGUAAGGAGCCUUGUUCAAUUUUUACGGAUCAAGACGCUACUAUGGCAAGUGCUUGA